Molecule: messenger RNA, 5493 nt
Organism: Mya arenaria
Lineage: Eukaryota; Metazoa; Mollusca; Bivalvia; Myida; Myidae
Product: mucolipin-3-like
Exons: 15
Coding region: 160-2133 (657 amino acids)
Biological process (GO): transmembrane transport; monoatomic ion transport
Cellular component (GO): plasma membrane; lysosomal membrane
Molecular function (GO): NAADP-sensitive calcium-release channel activity
Source: RefSeq, a predicted model, not a curated record
AUUUCCUGUCAGCUGACAUUUGGUAAAGGAAGAAAAAUCAGUAAUAGUAUUGCGUAUUAAUGGAUCUGACAUCCUAAAAAGAAAAACAAUAUAAGGCCGUGUUCGUUGUUGCACCUUUCGCCAGAAAUUUCAUUCUUAUGUUAAAGUGAAUCCAAAAUCAUGCCAAGGUUGGAACAAAUGGCAGCCAAUGAUACCAAUAGUCAGGAGCCAAAUGAGGAAAAUGAGAAUUUGGAGAACCUGGGACCCCAAGAGCCAAUGACCAGAUCAGGAUCAGUCCGUUCUGGGUCAUUUCGUCACCAUAAACAUCUUCAUCGACAUAAUCAACUUGGUAACAGGGACGGCAACAAUGGGGGCACAGAUAAUGAUGUCAGUGGGCGGGAGAAUGUCACACAGCAGCCAACUAACAACAGACCUGGCCCCAGAGGAGCAAACCUGACCAGAAUGAGAUCAUUCUACACACCUUCUAUGGAAGAUAAACUGAUGAGGAAGCUCAAGUUCUUCUUCAUGGGUCCACAUGAGAAGAUUGUGGCGAGGAAACGGAUCCCAUGGAAACUCCUGAUACAGAUCUUCAAGAUUGCUCUAGUUACUGCUCAGUUGGUGCAGUUCGGUUACAGUCGAUCAAGUUUUGUGGAGUUUACAGAGAAAUCUACGAUCGCGAUGAGGCAUUUCUUCUUAAAAGACUGGACCAAUUCAUACGAGACCAUGCCCUACCCUCCCGCUAUUGGGAAAUACGCCCUCUACACGAUAGAUGAGAUAACGGACACAAUCGACCAUGCAAUGCAACAGUAUGACAAAAUAGAAAGGGAUGCCAUUGGAUCACUACGAUUCAAACGGUACAGUAAUCACACGAUCAAGCCAAUCAAACUAUGCAUCCACAAAUAUCGCUCAGGACAGAUAAACGAGUCACAGCAGACUUACAAUCUAGACUCACAUGUUGAUAUAGAUUGCUAUAAAGUUGGAAGGCUUGAAAAUGGAACAUACAACAUCACAGAGUACCUUUUAAAGUCAUACAAUUUGACCAUUGAUUUUGAUACAGUGCUGAUAUUGGAAAUGAAGUUUUCCCUAUCGCUUUUCCGGCUUGAGAUGAAACAAAGGACUUUUCCACCACAGCUCUUUACAAUGGAUACUACAAUUAGUAUGGACGACAGCAACAAGGAUGGUCAGAUGCUGGUCACCCUUAACAGUGAAUUUGAAGAGCUCGAGUUAGACGGACACUCAACAUAUGAUGAUGCCCAGAAGACGGACAAGUGGGGUCGUGUAGUGUUGGACGUGUUUGUCAUCAUUUUCACGUCCCUAUCUGCCUUACUGUGUUGUAGAUCAGUGUGUAGAGCUCAACAGCUUAGAAGGGCCACAAAUGAGUUUUUCAAGGCAAGACAUGGUAGGUCAAUGAAGACAGCUGACCAGUGCGAAUUUGUGAAUUUGUGGUAUGUGACGAUCAUCAUCAACGACGUGCUCACCAUGGCUGGGUCAGGGUUGAAAAUACAGCUAGAAACACGGAACUUAAAGAGCACAUCAAACCACUUUGACUACUGCAGUGUGAUGCUGGGUACCGGCAGUCUGCUUGCCUGGCUCGGUGUUCUUAGAUACAUCGGAUUCUUUCAGCAGUUUAAUAUACUGAUUGUAACUCUGAAGAAAGCUUUCCCGAACAUGCUGCGGUUUCUCACGUGCUGUUUCAUGCUCUACAUCGGCUUUGUUAUAUGCGGAUGGGUGGUUCUAGGACCAUAUCACUUAAAGUUCCGUCAGAUGAGCACUGCCUCCGAGUGUCUUUUUUCUCUAAUCAACGGAGACGACAUGUUUGUUACAUUUUCUGCGACGGUUACAAACAACCAGUUGGUCUGGUACUACAGCCGCUUCUACCUUUACCUAUUUAUCUCCCUUUUCAUCUACGCUGUUCUCAAUCUGUUCAUUGCGGUCAUCAUGGAUACUUACGAGACAAUAAAGGAAUACUAUGAAGGGGGUUUCCCAAAGAGCGAGUUGUUUGAGUUCAUAGACAAGUGUACGGAGAGUGCCAGCUCUCCCAAGUUCCGACAAGAGGAUGACAGUUGCUCGUGUUGUGCACUCACUGCCUUGUGUUGUUGUUGUUCAGGUGGCAAUCCAGACAAACCAGAUGAGUACACAAGACUUAUACAGUGAUAUUGCUGAUCUCGAGAAAGAGUGACUUUAUGGAGCAUGGUGUUUAUGUACAAAUAGUGAGAAUGGAGAGGUUGAGAAACUUGUACGUGUAACUGUAUGUACAGUUAACAGUUGCUGUUGAGUUUAAAAGUUGUUUGCAAAAUUUAUUUAAACUUGUACUUGCAGACUCACAGUUAUCACAUGAAUAACUUUCCUCAUACCAAUGUAUGUGUAAUCCUAAAUUUGUACAAGGUACACAUAUUUCGAUGAUGAUCGUACUACACAAAAAAUAUAUCCACCUGUACAUGUACCUGUUCAAAUUGUGUGUUACAACCUCUUCAUUGACGUUUAAAAUGAGGUGAUUAUGACAAAAUACCUUGCAUAAUCAAAAUAACUACUUUAUUCACUGAUAUUGCUGGGCUUUGCCUAGAAGAGCAUCAGCUUCCAUGAACAACAAAGUGAUGGGCUAUAAAAUCUUGUUAAACAAGCGUGUAAUUUGCAUAUGAUCAAAAGGGCUUUAUUGCAAGAGAAUGCUUUUCCUGCCAGAAUUUUGUGUGAUAGACUUGACUGUUUGGAUGAAAUGCCACACUCUAGAACAAUCCCUCAAAUGUUCGUGAUCUCCCGUAAUGGGUCAUGAUGUGAUUUGCGGAGACAAUUUGAAUACGAUUGAACUCUUAAACUGAGCUAAAAAUGAAAUUCAGUAUUGUAUGAAUUGUUGCUUUGUCUCAAAUAUAAAAAUUGUAAAUAUAGAUUUAAAAUGCAAUUUAAAAUGACAAAUUUUGUUUGUUUUGUAUUCUUCUGUAUAAAUUUAACUCGUAUACAUAUUAAUAUAUUAGCAUUUGUUUAAUAUUUGCUGACAUAUACCACCAACUAUGUCUGUUUGUACAAUCUUUGUGUAAAAACUUCACUUGUUUUGUUUCUUUUAAGGUAUGGCAUCCAUCAUUAAAACAAAAAAGCCACUUGUAAAGUUUCAUUUCAAAAGUUUUGACUGAGAACUUUUUCCGAUAUAGCCUCUAUAGGCAUUAUGCUAUUUAACAAACAAAUUGAUAAGAUUGCUGUAUAAUUAUAGUCAAAUUUUGUUUUAUUAACUCCCUUUAAUAUAUCAUGUCAUAAUGUUAGCAUCAUUAUAGUUUUAUUCAAAAAUGUAAUCCAUGCAAAAAUAAUGUAAUGUGCACUAAUACAUCUUUGCAUCCUGGUGAUGGAUGACUUACCUUAAAGGCCUAGUUUAAGAAAUGUUUGGCAUGAUAAUCUCCUGCUGUACGUCUUCUGCUAAUUGCACUGGUGUCACAGUAGGGGCCAAUUUCCUGUAUAUUGGUUUAUUGGCUUAGGGCCAUUUGAGGUCCAAUAUAAUAAUGGAACCUCCAAAACUGCACAGCAGAAUACUCAGAUUGGAGAUCUGAUAAGAGGGAUCAAGGCAAGUAGAUUAAUAUCAAUACACAGAGGUCGUGUACUAUACACCUAUUUGGGGGAGGGGUGGGGUCUCUUAUAGAAGGCUGAAACUAGGCCUUUAAAGUAUUUGUGAAUUCAGCAAUUAUUGCCGAGUGUGUUUAGUCAUCGAAAUAAGUAUUUUGAUGAACAAGCCUGAAUUCAUAUACUUCUGCUUGGCAUUGCAUUUUUUGAACAAGCCCUGCUGUAUAAAACCCAGAAUUUGAACAAGCGCGGAAAGCGUUUUACCAGUGCAAGGCUUGGCCCAAGGCUUGUGUUUAUUUUGACCACUGUGUGUUUCUAUUUAAUAAAAAAAGUGAAUAUUGUGCUAGUGGUGAACUGGAAGGGCAUUUUUUUUUGCAUAUGGUGCUAUAAUGUAAUAAGAUAAUUAUACAUAUUUUGCAUAAAUAUUGCCUCUUUGUUAAUACUCAUUUUAUGUUUUAUUCCCAUGAUGCGUAACAUGUUGGUCGUUGACAUUCACUAUUAAUAGUAUAUUAUUAUCCAUUUUUCUUUUGAAAUAAACCAAUAUGCUGUUUAUUAACUGGAUAUUUUCUUUUGCUGAAUUUCUGGAUAGAUAUUUAUUAAAAAUUUGAUUUCUACUAUAAGCAAGCAUUGAUAAGUUGUGAAAAUUAUUCCUGUCAGUUGUGUGAAUUGUAAAUUUUGCUACUUUAAUUGAAACAAAGGUUACUCAAAAAUAUUUUUUUAAAUUAUAUUAUUUGUUUUGUUUAAUUUAUAUAUUAUUAGCUCUGGCUGCUUAUUUAUUAUAUUUUAUGUUGUUAAAAGUUGUCAGGUGUGUUAUGUUUGUCAUUAAGGUUCAUGUAUACAAAAUUUGUAAUUCGCAAAUCGAUGUUUCUAUAUAUCAUGUCUCCAACAAUGCCAUUGGUCAUGCGGCGACCCCAUAUUUUUCCAUAUUCGGUCACUAAUCUUUAUAUAAGACCAAAUUGUUUGUUUUUUCGAUGAAUAAAUGAAAUUUUGAUCAAUGUAUACAGGUUGUUAACAUGAUAUAUUUAUGUUACAGGGUUAGCCCAAUAAGAGAUAUAUGGGGCAAAAAAACAAACUUAACAUGAUUUCCAUGGUGUAAAAUUGUGAUAGAUAAAUAUUUUUGCACUCUGAGAAUUUCUUUAUAUAAUAUUCACUUUUAAGAGGUAUUUCUAGAUUACACUUAUAAACACAAAUUUAUUCCAUAGGUGGCAAUAUCAGUCGGGGAAAGGGGAUUUUAUUUAUAUAUAAUUAUUACCCUGCCCCGGCUUAUUAAGUGAUUUUUUAACUUUACUCACUUUUACAAUUUACAGUAAUUAUCUCACUGGUCAUUGGAGUUAAUAACUUAAUUAUUUAUAAAUAAUUUAUUUUCAUUGAUUUAACUAAAGAACACACUUUUAAAAAAAACUAAAACAUUAUACUUAUUUGGUUAAUUUGAGUGUAAAUAAUUUUAGAAAACAACUUAAGAUAUGACUUUAGGGACGGAAUUUAAAAACCUUUAAAUAGCGAAAUGUUCAACUUUUUGAAAAAAGUCUUAGUUGAAACUUAGUGUUUUUAUACAAAAAAAUGAAAAUAAGUAUGGAAAAGAUCCAAAUAUUAAAUGCAUGAAAAUUCAUUUGAUCAAAACUAAAGGGUUUUUAAAUUAUAAGUUUUUGUUGUUAAAAAAUUGAAAUUUUCUCUAAGAUGAAGAUUUAUGAAUAUCACACGCCUUAUGUUUUGUAAAUACCAGUCCUGCAUUCCUAUUAUGGAUAUUAAAAAAUCUCCAUCCCUGAUAGAUACUUCCAUCUGUGGUAUGUACCACUCUGUUGGUAAUAUCUAAUUUAGUAGUCAAGAAUCAAAUUUUCCAAAAAUAUCUGUUUUGUAUGUUUGUAUAUUUCACCAAGUCAUUCGUGUUUUUAUAAAUAAAAUGCUAAAUGUAACAUUUAUGAUGCAAUUUGCAAAUAUAUUAUUUAUAAUAAAAGCAACUUUGUAAACCUU